Molecule: messenger RNA, 2616 nt
Organism: Amphibalanus amphitrite
Lineage: Eukaryota; Metazoa; Arthropoda; Thecostraca; Balanomorpha; Balanidae
Exons: 2
Coding region: 97-2190 (697 amino acids)
Molecular function (GO): protein binding
Source: RefSeq, a predicted model, not a curated record
GGGGCUGGUCUGUGUCACUGCCCACUGGCUCAAAUUCCAGUCGCAUCAACACUAACAGGCGGCGAGUCAUGCGCCCUCUAAAGGACAGCACCCCCGAUGGAUGAGGCAGUCUACCACUCAGCGCCGUCCAGGGUGGUGGGUAGAACACUUCAUCGCGCGAGUUGCAGGAAGCAUCUGGAACACAGGCCGGCUGCGAGAGCCAAACAGAAGAUGAGACUGUCUCCCCUCCUAGUGAUAGUUGCCGCAACGCUCGGCGAGGCGUGGGCUGGCGCAUGUGGCGAGCAGCAGUACGGCCGACUUCCGCCUCUGCUGGUCACCACUGCUGAGACACCCACCGUUUACGCCUGGCCUGAGCAGAAGGUCGAGCUCCACUGCCGGCCGUCCCAGGCCGGCGGCUGUCGGUGGCUGAAGGGCUCCAGAGAGCUGGGCACCGAGUGUCGUCUGAGCACCACUGAGCGCGGCACGAUACGGUGUGUCCGCGGAGAGGAGACGUGCGGCACCGUCACAAUAAAAAACCCGAACAAUCAGGCCGUCGAACACACCUACAAAUCCUACCAUCAACGCAAUAGUUACCACUACAGACGCAGCCAUCAAUAUUGGGACUACAAAGGCGAGACUAGAUGGAACCGCAAGCCUUCGACUUUUCUAUGUUCCCGGUCGGGCACCAUCAUUCUCAAAAGCAAGGUGUGUGAUGGUAUCAGAAAAUGCAGCAAAGGUGAAGACGAAUGGCACUGCUCGCCGCCCUGCGGACCGCCAUAUGUGAGCGAGAACACCAAGCUCUCCGAUCCAAAGGAGGAGUACCCGGACGGCAGUCACGCCACCUACAUCUGCGAGAACGGUUUCAGUCUCGCCGAGUCUCUGAGCGGGCUACGGAGGACGUGCCGCGCCGGCCGGUGGGACGGGGCCGCGCCCGUCUGCCGACGCAAUAUCGCCCUGGGACAGCCCAUCACCGUUACUGGUUUGCCGAUGGCAGACUGCAAAGUCGCUGUGGAUGGCUCGCUAGACACCUGGUGCAUGCUGGCACCCAGCAACGGCCCCAAGGUCCUGGCUGUCCGCCUGGUGACUAACGUUACUGUGGAGAGGGUACUGGUGCGCGCGAUGGGUACACGCUACACCGUGGCGUUGCGGCCAGUGAACCAGACCAAUAACGAAGUCGACUGUCCGUGUCAGGAGCUGAGUAGCGACAAAAUAACGCUAUCAGUGUCUGGAGUGAGAGUCUGCGUCUGCCCCGAGCAAGCGUCGACCGUCGGGCAGCUCGAGGUGCGGGUGUCGGCCGAGACAGGCGCCUUCCUGGCGCUCUCAGUGGCAGACGUCGUGGCGCUGGGGAGGUCCGAUGAUGAUAACGGGGACGCGUGUGCACUCCUUGGUCAACCAGCACACGGACGGUACGAGCCGGCACAGACGGGCACUGUCAAACUCUCGUGCGACCCGGGCUACACCCCGUCCUGUUCCGACUCUGUCCGGUGCUCCGACCUACAGAGCGGUACCGCCCGCCUGAGCUGCUUGGCCGCAGAAUGUCCGUCCCCGCCCGCCAUCCCCAACACCAAGACCGGCCCGAAGAACGGCACCGGCUGGCGCUCUGUGGUCGAGUACAGCUGCGCCGCCGGCUACGCCCUGUACCCGUCCGAACAGAACACUACCUCGACAUGCGACUCGGACAGCCUAUGGUCGCUCGGACACAUCUCCUGUGUCUCCGAGACCGAUAUCCGCGUGGUGGCCAUGCGGCUGGGCGAGCAGCACGAGCGCAGUAUGGCCGCGCUGCGUGCGGAGCUGGAGACCCCGCUGAUGAACCUGUUAGCUGACCAGAAAAGCACCGAGCAGCGGCUGAGCAAGCUGGAGCUCAGCAUGGCCGCACAGCGUGCAGAGCUGGAGACCCUACUGAAGGGCCAGCUAGCUGACCAGAACAGCACCCAGCAGCGGCUGAACAAGCUGGAGCGCGAGGUGGCGCGGCUGGGACUGGCCGCCGGAGCGUACCUGCCCGCUCAGGAGAGAGAUCCGACGGAGGACGCUACUGAGCCCGCACCCGAGGAGGAGGGUGUGACACAGACUCCAGAGGCAGGGAUAGACCGCGCUGUGGUCACCAGUCCCGAGCAGCAGUCGGAUGGCGCCGCGGACUCCGAGGAGCUGGGAGAGGGGACAGCUGAGACCACCCCGCCGUCAGACGUGGAGCUGAUCCCUUGGAUUUACUGAUCCAUCCACAGACACUCGCAUCCUUCUCUGAACCGUGAAUUGUGCCGCCCUGAAGGGUCACCAUAUCCGACCUGAGAGGUACCCGGCGCGCUUGCCAGUGGUUCGUGGUUUCUGUGCGGGAACUAAAAUACCGCCAUCCACUAGCCGCCUGCCACGCACAGGACGGAGGUAACCCUAUACUGCUGACUUUCCUGAACCUUCAUCGCGAUGAAGGUUCAGGCCCAAUACUCCCGCGGGAGUAUUGGGCCACAAUUGUGAGUUUACAUCUUGCCCAGAGGCGUCUCCAGGGAUAGUUUCCGGGAGGCAUGCUUUCGCGAAGCAUCUGCUUCGCAGACAUUCGCCGCCUCGCCAGUUAUUUUGUUUGCAUCGGCAGUGUUGUGGCUGGAUUGGCUAUGCCGCGCAAAUAUAAUAUAUUGUCGUAUAUUA